GGAGGCUCGCUGGGGCUCCACUCCCCGCGGGAGCUAUUGUUGGUCUCGUCGGAGCUGAGCGCAGAACCCGGACCUGCACCUUCUUGGGCACCUCUAUCCGGCUCGUGAAGCGGUGGAACCAGCAGCGCAGUGCCUUGCCUCCCCGCCAUCCUCGUCCCCGCUUCCCCGGCGGUGGCAGCCUGCAGUCACGAUGGACAAUCUGAGCCUGAGAGAGGGCUAGCGAUUUCUCGGACCCUUGGGCAGUAGAAAGCACAUUGCCCUGUCCUCCGGGAUCCGAUGGCCUUGGAGAGGGGGCUGCAGGGCCUGCGGACACCAACUCUUCCCAAAGUGCUGACAUGGAGCCAGACCGCUCGGCCCUGAGUGCGGCAAGGGCCCAAUUCGUGGAUGUGGAAGAGCGUGGGCCGGAGGCCAUGGACGUGAAGGAGAGGAAGCCCUACCGUUCGCUGACCCGGCGCCGCGAUGCUGAGCGCCGCUACACCAGCUCGUCGGCAGACAGCGAGGAGGGCAAGGCCCCGCAGAAGUCCUACAGCUCCAGUGAGACCCUGAAGGCCUAUGACCAGGAUGCCCGCCUAGCCUAUGGCAGCCGCGUCAAGGACAUGGUACCCCAAGAGGCCGAGGAGUUCUGCCGCGCGGGCACCAACUUCACCCUGCGUGAGCUGGGGCUCGGGGAGAUGACACCCCCUCAUGGGACCCUCUACCGGACAGACAUCGGCCUCCCUCACUGUGGCUAUUCCAUGGGGGCCAGCUCCGAGGCAGACCUGGAAGCCGACACUGUACUGUCCCCUGAGCACCCAGUGCGCCUGUGGGGUCGGAGCACACGGUCAGGACGCAGCUCCUGCCUGUCCAGCCGGGCCAACUCCAACCUCACGCUCACAGACACGGAGCACGAGAACACGGAGACUGAUCACCCCAGCGGCCUGCAGAACCACCCUCGGCUCCGGACGCCACCGCCACCACUCCCCCACGCCCAUACCCCCAACCAGCACCAUGCGGCCUCCAUCAACUCCUUGAACAGGGGCAACUUCACCCCCAGGAGCAACCCCAGCCCGGCACCCACAGACCACUCACUCUCCGGGGAGCCCCCGGCAGGCAGCGCACAGGAGCCAACCCAUGCCCAGGACAACUGGCUGCUCAACAGUAACAUCCCACUGGAGACCAGAAACCUAGGCAAGCAGCCAUUCCUAGGGACAUUGCAGGACAACCUCAUUGAGAUGGACAUUCUCAGCGCCUCCCGCCAUGAUGGGGCUUACAGUGACGGGCACUUCCUCUUCAAGCCAGGAGGCACCUCCCCGCUCUUCUGCACCACAUCCCCAGGGUACCCCCUGACGUCUAGCACCGUGUACUCGCCCCCACCCCGGCCCCUGCCCCGCAGCACCUUCUCCCGGCCGGCCUUUAACCUCAAGAAGCCCUCCAAGUAUUGCAACUGGAAGUGUGCCGCCCUGAGCGCCAUCGUCAUCUCGGCUACCCUGGUCAUCCUGCUCGCGUACUUUGUGGCCAUGCACCUGUUUGGCCUAAACUGGCACCUGCAGCCGAUGGAGGGGCAGAUGUAUGAGAUCACGGAGGACACAGCCAGCAGUUGGCCUGUGCCAACGGACGUCUCCCUGUAUCCCUCGGGGGGCACUGGCUUAGAGAACCCUGACAGGAAAGGCAAAGGAGCCACGGAAGGAAAGCCAAGUAGUUUCUUUCCAGAGGACAGCUUCAUAGAUUCUGGAGAAAUCGAUGUGGGGAGACGGGCUUCCCAGAAGAUUCCGCCCGGGACGUUCUGGAGGUCUCAAGUGUUCAUCGACCACCCCGUUCACCUCAAGUUCAACGUGUCCUUGGGGAAGGCAGCUCUAGUGGGCAUUUACGGCAGAAAAGGCCUCCCUCCUUCCCAUACUCAGUUUGACUUUGUGGAGCUACUGGAUGGACGAAGGCUCCUAACCCAGGAGGCAAGGAGCCUGGAGGGUCCCCAGCGCCAGUCACGGGGUGCUGUCCCCCCAGCCAGCCAUGAGACCGGUUUCAUCCAGUACCUGGAUUCGGGGAUCUGGCACCUGGCCUUUUACAACGAUGGAAAGGAGUCUGAAGUGGUUUCCUUUCUCACCACCACCAUUGAAUCAGUGGAUAACUGCCCCAGCAACUGCUAUGGUAAUGGCGACUGUAUCUCCGGGACCUGCCACUGCUUCCUGGGUUUUCUGGGCCCUGACUGUGGCCGAGCCUCCUGUCCCGUGCUGUGCAGCGGGAAUGGCCAGUACAUGAAGGGCAGGUGCCUGUGCCACAGCGGCUGGAAGGGAGCUGAGUGCGACGUGCCCACCAACCAAUGCAUCGACGUGGCCUGCAGCAGCCACGGCACCUGCAUCAUGGGCACCUGCAUCUGCAACCCCGGCUACAAGGGAGAGAGCUGCGAGGAAGUGGACUGCAUGGACCCCACAUGUUCCAGCCGGGGUGUCUGCGUGAGAGGCGAAUGCCACUGCUCUGUGGGAUGGGGAGGCACCAACUGCGAGACACCCAGGGCCACGUGCUUGGACCAGUGCUCAGGCCACGGAACCUUCCUCUCAGACACCGGGCUUUGCAACUGCGACCCAAGCUGGACUGGACACGACUGCUCCAUUGAGAUCUGUGCUGCUGACUGCGGUGGCCACGGCGUCUGCGUAGGAGGCACCUGCCGCUGUGAGGAUGGCUGGAUGGGGGCCGCAUGCGACCAACGGGCCUGCCACCCUCGCUGUGCGGAACAUGGGACCUGCAGGGAUGGCAAGUGUGAAUGCAGCCCCGGCUGGAACGGCGAACACUGCACCAUCGCUCACUAUCUGGAUAGGGUAGUUAAAGAGGGCUGUCCUGGCUUGUGCAAUGGAAAUGGCAGAUGUACCCUGGACCUGAAUGGGUGGCACUGUGUGUGCCAGCUGGGCUGGAGAGGAGCCGGAUGUGACACGUCCAUGGAAACCGCCUGUGGGGACAGCAAAGACAACGAUGGAGAUGGCUUGGUGGACUGCAUGGACCCCGACUGCUGCCUCCAGCCCCUCUGUCACGUCAACCCGCUGUGCCUGGGCUCCCCCGAUCCUCUGGACAUCAUCCAAGAGACCCAGGCCCCCAUACCCCAGCAGAACCUGCAAUCCUUCUACGACCGCGUCAAGUUCCUCGUGGGCAGGGACAGCACACACGUCAUCCCCGGGGAGAACCCCUUUGAUGGAGGGCAUGCAUGUGUUAUCCGUGGACAAGUGAUGACAUCAGAUGGGACCCCGCUGGUUGGCGUGAACAUCAGUUUCAUCAAUAACCCUCUCUUUGGGUACACAAUCAGCAGGCAAGAUGGCAGCUUUGACCUGGUCACGAACGGCGGCAUCUCCAUCAUCCUGAAAUUCGAAAGGGCACCCUUCAUCACGCAAGAGCAUACCCUCUGGCUGCCCUGGGACCGCUUCUUUGUCAUGGAAACCAUCGUCAUGAGGCACGAGGAGAACGAGAUUCCCAGCUGUGACCUGAGCAACUUCGCCCGCCCCAACCCCGUGGUGUCUCCAUCCCCCCUGACGUCCUUCGCGAGUUCCUGUGCUGAGAAAGGCCCCAUUGUCCCAGAAAUCCAGGCCCUGCAAGAGGAAAUCACCAUUGCAGGCUGCAAGAUGAGGCUGAGCUAUCUGAGCAGCCGCACGCCUGGCUACAAGUCUGUCCUGAGGAUCAGCCUCACACACCCCACCAUCCCCUUCAACCUUAUGAAGGUCCACCUCAUGGUGGCAGUUGAGGGCCGCCUCUUCCGGAAGUGGUUUGCUGCAGCCCCUGACCUGUCCUAUUACUUCAUCUGGGACAAGACAGAUGUCUACAACCAGAAGGUGUUUGGGCUGUCAGAGGCCUUCGUUUCCGUGGGUUACGAAUAUGAAUCCUGCCCAGAUCUGAUCCUGUGGGAGAAAAGGACGGCAGUGUUACAGGGCUAUGAGAUCGAUGCCUCCAAGCUGGGGGGCUGGAGCCUGGAUAAGCACCAUGCCCUGAACAUCCAGAGCGGCAUCCUACACAAAGGGAACGGAGAGAACCAGUUCGUGUCCCAGCAGCCACCGGUCAUUGGCAGUGUCAUGGGCAAUGGGCGCAGGAGGAGCAUCUCCUGCCCCAGCUGCAAUGGGCUUGCUGAUGGCAACAAGCUCUUGGCCCCCGUGGCCCUUGCCUGUGGCUCUGACGGGAGUCUCUAUGUGGGAGACUUCAAUUACAUCCGCAGGAUCUUCCCUUCUGGAAAUGUCACCAACAUCCUGGAGAUGAGAAAUAAAGAUUUCAGACAUAGCCACAGCCCAGCACACAAAUACUACCUGGCUACAGAUCCCAUGAGCGGGGCCGUCUUCCUGUCUGACACCAACAGCCGGCGGGUCUUCAGGAUCAAGUCCACCACAGUGGUGAAGGACCUGGUCAAGAACUCCGAGGUGGUGGCGGGGACUGGGGACCAGUGUCUCCCCUUUGAUGACACUCGCUGCGGAGAUGGCGGGAAAGCCACAGAAGCCACGCUCACUAAUCCCAGGGGAAUUACAGUGGACAAGUUUGGGCUCAUUUACUUCGUGGAUGGCACAAUGAUCCGACGUGUCGAUCAGAACGGGAUCAUCUCCACCUUGCUGGGCUCCAAUGACCUCACCUCCGCCAGGCCCCUCAGCUGCGACUCUGUCAUGGAUAUUUCUCAGGUUCGCCUGGAGUGGCCCACAGACUUAGCCAUCAACCCAAUGGACAACUCCCUCUACGUCCUUGACAACAACGUGGUCCUGCAAAUCUCCGAAAACCACCAGGUGCGCAUUGUCGCCGGGAGGCCCAUGCACUGCCAGGUCCCUGGCAUCGACCACUUCCUGCUGAGCAAGGUGGCCAUCCACGCCACCCUGGAGUCAGCCACGGCUUUAGCUGUCUCGCACAACGGGGUCCUGUACAUCGCCGAGACAGAUGAGAAAAAGAUCAACCGCAUCAGGCAGGUCACCACGAGCGGUGAGAUCUCCUUGGUCGCCGGUGCCCCCAGCGGCUGCGACUGUAAAAACGAUGCCAACUGUGAUUGCUUCUCUGGCGAUGAUGGCUACGCCAAGGAUGCCAAGCUGAACACCCCCUCUUCCUUGGCUGUGUGUGCUGACGGGGAGCUCUACGUGGCUGACCUUGGAAACAUCCGGAUCCGAUUCAUCCGGAAGAACAAGCCUUUCCUCAACACCCAGAACAUGUACGAGCUGUCCUCCCCCAUCGACCAGGAGCUGUACCUCUUUGACACCAGUGGUAAACAUCUGUACACCCAGAGCCUGCCGACGGGAGACUACCUGUACAACUUCACCUACACAGGGGACGGUGACAUCACACACAUCACCGACAACAACGGCAACAUGGUGAACGUCCGCCGGGAUUCUACCGGAAUGCCCCUCUGGCUGGUAGUCCCAGAUGGCCAGGUCUACUGGGUGACCAUGGGCACCAACAGUGCACUCAGAAGCGUCACCACGCAAGGACACGAGCUGGCUAUGAUGACAUACCAUGGCAACUCCGGCCUCUUGGCGACCAAGAGCAAUGAAAACGGGUGGACUACGUUUUACGAGUAUGACACCUUUGGUCGCCUGACCAACGUGACCUUUCCAACUGGCCAGGUGAGCAGUUUCCGGAGCGACACAGACAGCUCCGUGCACGUGCAGGUAGAGACCUCCAGCAAGGAUGAUGUCACCAUAACCACCAACCUGUCUGCCUCGGGUGCCUUCUACACCCUGUUGCAAGACCAAGUCCGGAACAGCUACUACAUCGGGGCUGAUGGCUCCCUGCGGCUACUGCUAGCCAACGGCAUGGAAGUGGCCCUGCAGACCGAGCCACACCUGCUGGCUGGCACCGUCAACCCCACUGUGGGCAAGAGGAACGUCACACUGCCCAUCGACAAUGGCCUCAACCUGGUGGAAUGGCGGCAGCGCAAGGAGCAGGCUCGCGGGCAGGUCACAGUCUUCGGGCGCCGUCUGCGGGUUCACAACCGAAACCUCCUGUCUCUGGACUUUGACCGUGUCACACGCACAGAGAAGAUCUACGAUGACCACCGCAAGUUCACCCUCCGGAUCCUGUACGACCAGGCAGGGAGGCCAAGCCUCUGGUCGCCUAGCAGCAGGCUGAAUGGGGUUAAUGUGACCUACUCCCCUGGGGGUCACAUUGCCGGAAUCCAAAGGGGCAUCAUGUCUGAGAGGAUGGAAUAUGAUCAGGCAGGGCGCAUCACGUCCCGGAUCUUUGCAGAUGGGAAGAUGUGGAGCUACACAUACUUAGAGAAGUCCAUGGUGCUUCACCUCCACAGCCAGAGGCAGUACAUCUUCGAGUUUGACAAGAACGACCGCCUCUCUUCCGUGACCAUGCCCAACGUAGCCAGGCAGACGCUGGAAACCAUCCGCUCGGUGGGCUACUACAGAAACAUCUACCAGCCCCCGGAAGGCAACGCCUCCGUCAUUCAGGACUUCACCGAGGACGGGCACCUACUGCACACCUUCUACCUGGGCACUGGCCGCAGGGUGGUCUACAAGUACGGCAAGCUGUCGAAGCUGGCCGAGACUCUGUAUGACACCACCAAGGUGAGCUUCACCUACGACGAAACGGCGGGCAUGCUGAAGACCGUCAACCUCCAGAGCGAGGGCUUUACCUGCACGAUCCGCUACCGUCAGAUCGGGCCCCUCAUCGACCGCCAGAUCUUCCGGUUCACAGAGGAAGGCAUGGUCAACGCCCGUUUCGAUUACAACUACGACAACAGCUUCCGCGUGACCAGCAUGCAGGCUGUGAUCAACGAGACCCCACUGCCCAUCGAUCUGUACCGCUAUGAUGAUGUGUCAGGGAAGACGGAACAGUUUGGGAAGUUCGGUGUCAUCUACUACGACAUCAACCAGAUCAUCACCACAGCCGUCAUGACCCACACCAAGCAUUUCGACGCUUACGGCAGGAUGAAGGAAGUACAGUACGAGAUCUUCCGGUCCCUCAUGUACUGGAUGACCGUCCAGUACGACAACAUGGGGCGGGUAGUGAAGAAGGAGCUGAAGGUGGGACCCUACGCCAACACCACCCGUUACUCGUACGAGUACGAUGCCGACGGCCAGCUGCAGACAGUCUCCAUCAACGACAAGCCUCUCUGGCGCUACAGCUAUGACCUCAAUGGGAACCUGCACCUGCUGAGCCCCGGGAACAGCGCCCGGCUCACGCCACUACGGUACGACCUCCGUGACCGUAUCACGAGGCUGGGUGAUGUGCAGUACAAGGUGGAUGAGGACGGCUUCCUGAGGCAGCGGGGUGGGGAUGUCUUCGAAUACAAUUCGGCGGGCCUGCUCAUCAAAGCCUACAACCGGGCCGGUGGCUGGAGUGUCAGGUACCGCUACGACGGCCUGGGGCGGCGCGUGUCCAGCAAGAGCAGCCACAGUCAUCACCUGCAGUUCUUCUACGCGGACCUGACCAACCCCACCAAGGUCACCCACCUCUACAACCACUCCAGCUCCGAGAUCACAUCCCUCUACUACGACCUGCAAGGACACCUCUUCGCCAUGGAGCUGAGCAGCGGCGACGAGUUUUACAUCGCCUGCGACAACAUCGGGACCCCUCUCGCGGUCUUCAGUGGAACCGGCCUGAUGAUAAAGCAGAUCCUCUACACAGCCUACGGGGAGAUCUACAUGGACACAAACCCCAACUUCCAGAUCAUCAUCGGCUACCACGGCGGCCUCUACGACCCACUCACCAAGCUCGUCCACAUGGGCCGGCGCGAUUACGAUGUGCUGGCCGGACGCUGGACGAGCCCAGACCAUGACCUCUGGAAACGCCUGAGUAGCAGCAGCAUUGUGCCUUUUCACCUCUACAUGUUCAAGAACAACAACCCCAUCAGCAACUCUCAGGACAUCAAGUGCUUCAUGACAGAUGUCAACAGCUGGCUGCUCACCUUUGGAUUCCAGCUACACAACGUGAUACCUGGCUAUCCCAAACCAGACACCGAUGCCAUGGAGCCGUCCUACGAGCUCGUGCACACACAGAUGAAAACUCAGGAAUGGGACAACAGCAAGUCUAUCCUUGGGGUACAAUGUGAAGUCCAGAAGCAACUCAAGGCCUUCGUUACCUUAGAACGCUUUGACCAGCUUUAUGGCUCCACCAUCACCAGCUGCCAGCAGGCCCCAGAGACAAAGAAGUUUGCCUCCAAUGGUUCCAUCUUUGGCAAGGGGGUCAAGUUUGCCUUGAAAGAUGGCCGCGUAACCACAGACAUCAUCAGCGUGGCCAAUGAGGACGGGCGGAGGAUUGCGGCCAUCUUGAACAAUGCCCACUAUCUAGAGAACCUUCACUUCACCAUUGACGGGGUGGACACCCACUACUUUGUGAAACCAGGACCUUCGGAAGGCGACCUGGCCAUCCUGGGCCUCAGUGGGGGGCGGCGAACUCUGGAGAACGGGGUCAACGUCACGGUGUCCCAGAUCAACACCAUGCUCAGUGGCAGGACUAGACGCUACACUGACAUCCAGCUGCAAUACAGGGCACUGUGCCUGAACACCCGCUACGGGACAACCGUGGAUGAGGAGAAGGCGCGGGUGCUGGAGCUGGCCAGGCAGAGAGCUGUACGCCAGGCUUGGGCCCGGGAGCAGCAAAGACUGCGGGAAGGAGAGGAAGGCCUGCGGGCCUGGACAGAGGGGGAGAGGCAGCAGGUGCUGAACACAGGGCGGGUGCAGGGCUAUGACGGCUUCUUUGUCACCUCCGUCGAGCAGUACCCAGAACUGUCGGACAGCGCCAACAAUAUCCACUUCAUGAGACAGAGCGAGAUGGGCCGAAGGUGACAGAGAGGGCCAAGGCCCGGACUUCUUGCCAAAGACAGCUAUCCUUCUGUGUCCGUAUACCUGACUGUGUUGUACUUAACAAAAAAAAAAACAAAAACUUUUUUUUAACAAGUGCAGAAAACAAAACAGAAAGAUAAUGGUUGCAUUGUUAAUUCAUGCAACUUUUUUUUUUAAAGAAAAACACAAAUUUGGCCUUCACACAUUUUUUUUUUUUUGCAAAGAAUGGAAGUUAUUUUUCCUGUAGUGUGACCACAAUGAUGACUUGAUUGUCUUUUGUUCCCCUUUUCCCUGAGGAAUUUUCCCUGUUGUUUGGGGUACAUUUCUCCUCUCUUUGGGGUACACAUCGCCUUGGGUGUGUCCUCACCCAUCCCUAGGUACCCAGUGUGAUGUGAGACACGAGUGUCUGUGCUAACUUGUCUCAUGUGUAACCCUUUCUUCUUUGACUGGAGUUGGGUGGAAGUGAGGGGUGCAGAGAGGAACGGGCUUGUGGGACCUCAGGAACUUUGGUUAGGCUCCCACAGAAAGUGGUGAGCUUCUCUCCACCAUGCUUUGUAUCUCCUGAGGGCCCACAUCAUGCUCUGGGAAGGUCCAUGGUGUCGUUCAGCCAGCACCUCGCCAGGCCACCCCAGACUCCCGCCCCAGCAUUGUAUUUUGAUGCUAAAUGAACACCCCCACUCUCCCUUUUGCAAGUCUCUAGUGUAGCUGUCAGUGCCACCCCCACCCCCAUAACAAAACAGAGAAGGUGUCUCCUAGGUUCUCUCCCCAGUCUGGUGAUAUAACAUCCUGGGGCUGCGAGCCCCAUCCUUCCCAAGAGACGAGAGCACCAGGAUGUCGGUGAGUGGUUGACCUUCCACGAUGCCCCUCGCUCAUCUUCCUCCUCUCUCCCAAAGUCAGACUUAAGAACCAGCACCGCGCAGCAAGCCCUCAAAGUCCAGGGAAGGCAAGGAAGCCCUGUCCCUUCCAGUGCUCAGCUGCUGCCACUGAGAAUCAGGAGUGUGGCAAGAGAUGCCCGGUGGCCUUUGAUCCUGGAAAGAUGCAUAGGAAAUGCAAAGUCAGCCAAAGAAAGGAGUCAGCAAAGGCAUGAGCCAGGGAUCCUUCUAGCUGGCUCCUGGCCUCUUUUCUGCCUCCCCUCUACGGUCUAUUCCCAGAGGCUCCAGAGUCCCAGAGCCUGGAUUUCAGGAAACCCCUUCUGCAGAGUUUCUUCACUAGAGAACCCCAACCAGGAUUGGUUUUGGUUUGGGUUUUAAAUAAGAGGAAAGAGAUUGUUUGGUAUGGCUUGUCGGUGUCCUGCAGCCCCACUGGGAUCAGGGAUGGUGGGGCCAAAGGCUGGUGCCCGCGGAUCCCAAAGGCCAGGCUAGCAUUGUUCCCGUGGAGACCUCUGCACAUAGCUAGCACAUGUCAUCUUGAAGAGGCUAGGCACAGGCACAGCCAGUGUUGAGGGGCUGCCCAGAGGGAGGCAGCAGCCAGCAGGCCAGGGGAGGUAUGAGCUCACUGGAGAAUUCCUUUUGUGGUCUGUCUGCCUGGAUCCCAUGGUCAUUAGCACUCACAGGAGGCUCUGGGAGAUGGGGGCAGGGGAGUGGGGAGCCAAAUGCUUCCUUUUGAGCUGGGCUUCUUAGAAAAUGGGACUUUUAUGGGUUACAUUUACAUUAAGUGUGGAAAAUGAAUUCUGAGUCUAAGCUAUUCCCCAUGGAAACCUUGUUGGACUGAUAAGCUCAUGGCACCUUUAUAGCCUUAUGGAGUCUUCAGAAACAUGACAUGAGUUAAUGAAACCGAGAAGGUCUCUUACUGCAUGAGAAUCGGAGCCAUGUGGAGUCUGGGUUCUGCCUGGCAGAGGGAGGCACCCAAAGCUUCUCCAGGAGGGGAGAUCUCGCCUUACCUUGUCCCACUGGGAUUAGAGGAUGUGUUUCGCUAAGUGCUCUUCCUGAUUCAAAAAAAAAAUGCCACGCUGCUGCCACAGUGUGUCCCGGCCCGCCCUGUCCAUUGGUGACCACAGUAUGUCAUGGCCUGCCCUGUCCACUGGUCACCACAGUGUGUCCCGGCCCGCCCUGUCCACUGAUCACCACAGUAUGUCAUGGCCUGCCCUGUCCACUGGUCACCACAGUGUGUCCCGGCCUGCCCUGUCCAUUGGUGACCACAGUAUGUCAUGGCCUGCCCUGUCCACUGGUCACCACAGUGUGUCCCGGCCCGCCCUGUCCAUUGGUGACCACAGUAUGUCAUGGCCUGCCCUGUCCACUGGUCACCACAGUGUGUCCCGGCCCGCCCUGUCCAUUGGUGACCACAGUAUGUCAUGGCCUGCCCUGUCCACUGGUCACCACAGUGUGUCCCGGCCUGCCCUGUCCAUUGGUGACCACAGUAUGUCUUGGCCUGCCCUGUCCACUGGUCACCACAGUGUGUCCCGGCCCGCCCUGUCCACUGGUCACCACAGUGUGUCACAGCCCUCUUCGUCCACUGGUUGUUCAUUACCUCUGGAUGAGAGCUCUGCCAGGUUAGAUCCGAUGCUCCCUCAGGUCCACUGUACCCAGCGUGAGCUGCUAAUGGGGACUGGUAUGAUUGUUCUUGGAUGGGAUAGAAAAUAGUUUGACCUGAAAAACCACAAUUCUUUUCGUAUCCAAAAGACUUAACGCCUCUCAAAAUGUACUUUUGCUGUAAGGAUCCUUUGGGCAGAGUUGCCCUGUGAGUUGGCCUAGUUGAUCUAUCCCAGACUGGCUGCCUGACAUUGGCUAAGAUCUGCUGGGGACAUUUACUUGUAAGCCAGAGACAGCAUGUGACCCAAGGGAACCAUCUCCUUGUACCUAUCCAGCCUGUCUUCCUCCCCCACUGCCUUCCUCCCUCAAAGAAGAGCAGUAAACAAGAUGAAUCACUGGGGGUCCUUUUUAAAAACAAAACAAAACAAAGGAAUGACCCAGUAUUCUUCCUGGGUUCCAUCCCAGAAAGAGUACCUAGCUUCUACAAGGGAAACAAGCAUCCUGAGCUACAAAGGAAUUAAUUCAGCAGCAGGCUUGACAAACACACGCCUCUACUUUAUGCUGGGCACUCUGGCCUGGGCCCCUUUAGGUUGGAUUCCACCUCCCAGGUGUGUUUGGAGGCCUAUGCCACAGCUCCUUUCGCCUAUGUCGGAGGUUCUGAGUAUUAAAUGUCUUCCUAGACAGCACCUGUCUUUUGGGCACCAACUACAUCUGUCUACUUGAUAGAGUGACCAGGUCUUCCUCUCUGGUUCACACUUGCGAUUCUAAAGGGUGGUAGCUUCUGAACCUCUAAGAUCUGUUUCAAGUAGUCCGUGCCUCCUCUACCCUCCAUAGCUACCAACCUCAGUCCCUCCUCCAUGACCUUAACCAAGACUUUCUCAAUCCCCAAUUUUGUCUUCUAUACCCCAAGAUCCACCCCCCCUUACAACCAUCUCCCAUACAAGCAUCACUGGAGGGUACAGGGGCAAUAUUGACUCCGUGGUAAACCACACCUUAGCCUCUGACACUGGGCUCAAAAUCGCUGGUGGAGAAUUAGCCCAAGGUCCACGCUGGUGCCUGACUCUCCUGAGGGAUACGAGGUCUGACAGACACCCUAGGAAGCUAGUGGAGAUGGAGACUGGACAAGUGCCUGCAGAUAACAGAGAGGGCACUGGGCGGGGCUUGGAUGACGGAGAAGCCUAAGAGAGCUGAGUUACCUGGGCAGGGCUUUCUAGGCACAGAGCAAGGGAAGAAGAAGGAGCCUUUCAGCUGUGACUUCUCAGCUGCUGCCUUUCCAGGCAAGGUUUGCAAUGUGACAUCUUAGAAUACCAGUAGCUUUGCCAUUUGCAGCCCUGGCAUUUCUGGUGGCCUCUUGGUGAGAGCAGUGACACCAGGUUUUGUACCCGGGAAGAUGAGCUUGCUGGAUUUCAGCAGGUUGCUAGGCUUUGGGACUCGAUCACCCAUCACACAAAGAUGAGAAUUCUCUUCAUCCUUCACAGCGACCACCCAGCCUAAGAGGUGGCUCCCGAUCCUGGGGAUGGGAGGUCCCUGAAAGACCCAGCAUCUCCUUUCUCCUGGGAUCCUCAUCAGGACUAAAAGCCCUCCAUGUGAGGCAUGUCAUCCCCAGCUAGGUCCAAACCAUUGUCUCUAUUUUGUGAGAGGUGAAGGAUGUGGGGGGGGGGGGGGGGAAGCACUCUGCCGUGCAAGGCCUUUUUAUUUAGCCUUCCCAGAACAGCAAACUCAUUUUAAAGACUCAUUGCUCAGGUGACAGAGAGAAACUUUAACCUCUCCAACCUUUUCAUUCUCAAAAACCAGCCUUGUGUACUUGACUGCCCUGAACAGUGGUGCGCUCUGAGAUGUCUCGGUGUUGUGGAAGAUCCAAGGCAGGAAGGCUUAAGAUGGGGAACCUCGUGUUCCAUUUGGGAGGCCCUGGCGGGGCCCUGUGUUGUGUUUCUUACCCUCUGGGGAAUGCCAAAGGCACAAGACUGGGCUACUUCCUGGUCCCUAAGAAAAAUGUGAUUGAUCCUAAGGGCAGACAUUUGAGGGAUAACUGCCCAUGGGCAGGCUCGGCUGUCCCAGCAGAAACAGACCCGCAGAUGUCUGGGGGUCCCCGGCAGCUCUGAUCCACUCACCACCAGAACCCCACUGUUCUAAACGUGCCCGUUGUUCCGAGGACCUCUGAACCCGCAGCUCUGGCAAGCUGCCUCUGGAUGACUGACACUGGAGACUCUGGCCUUACCAUGUGGAAAUGUUUUCCUGAGAUCUGGAACUAAUUUUGAGAAGUUUUUUUUCUCAACACUUUUGUGUUUCUAACACUGUAUUCUUGACUGUGUAAAUACCAACAAGGCUGUAAAUAAAUGCAGAUGUAGAUACCUUCUAGAAAAAGGGGGGGAAAGCAUAAAAAAAGAAAACCAGAAGUGAUCCCGUGUAGCCUUCGUUGACAAAUAAAAGAC
This is a messenger RNA of Microtus oregoni (creeping vole), 13617 nucleotides long. Its product is annotated as teneurin-4-like. The coding region runs from base 336 to 8720 and encodes 2794 amino acids. The transcript is spliced from 33 exons. The record is from RefSeq and is a predicted model, not a curated record. Gene Ontology annotation, cellular component: membrane; neuron projection. Gene Ontology annotation, molecular function: protein heterodimerization activity; protein homodimerization activity; cell adhesion molecule binding. Gene Ontology annotation, biological process: heterophilic cell-cell adhesion; neuron development; signal transduction. Lineage: Eukaryota; Metazoa; Chordata; Mammalia; Rodentia; Cricetidae.